AUGUUGGCGACAAUGCUAGCCCAAGGCGAGGUGGGAGAGCUGCCUGAGCCCGCGGGCAAGGACGAGGAAGUCAUCACCGUGGACGGAGAGCUGACUUCUCUCUCCUGGCUCCAGAAGCCUGGCGUCCUCACCUCCAUGUGCACGGCUCUCACAGGCUCCCCGCAUGGCGUCAAUAAAAUUGCUGGUGGUCCCGGAAGAGCGCAGAGACGGCCGCGGCGAGCCGGAGGAGGCAAGGAGAGACCGGGAAAGGCUAAGCUGGACUCGGAGCGAAUGUUCAGUGUCAUCCUCAACGUCCGGAACAAGAAAUACGACGGGGAAGACGCGCAAAAGCCUCCUCUGUCGUUCGCCUGUAUGAUAUUCAUGUCUCUGGAGAGCUCUCCGACCAAGACCCUGCCAGUGAAGGAGAUAUACGACUGGAUACAGUGGAAGUUCCCGUUCUAUCGCACAGCCCCCACUGGAUGGAAGAACUCUGUGAGACACAACCUCUCCCUCAACAAGUGCUUCAAGAAAGUGACGCGAGGCAUGGGCAAGAGCAAGUGCAGCAGCUUCAGCAAAGGAGGGCUCUGGACAGUGGAUGCUGACUACAGGCGCAGCCUCCUCACUGCACUCAAACGCUCACCCUACCAUCCCUACCACAGCUAUUUCACUCCUCCUCUGUCACCCAGUUCAAGCUGCAGCAGUCUGGAGAACCUUGACCCCGCUGAGAGAGAUGCGGCCCUCACCAUGUGUAUGAUAGGUGGAGGCAGGGAGGGGAGUCCAGCAGGUCUGUUGUAUGCAAUGCGCCAUGAUCACAGUUACGCCAGGAGACCUCCCUCUUACUCCCCUCCCUCUUCCAAAGGUCUCAGUCUGGCUGAAGUGGCUGCAGCUGCAGAGAUGAUUCUGGAACAGGACAAGAUGGACUGUGAGAGUGGGGACGGUGGUGAGGAGGGGGAGGAGGAGGAGGAGGGGAGAGAGCAGUCCUUCUGCGACAGUGGUUAUGGCGGGGGAUCUGACGAGUCGACUGAGCAAAAUUUGGAGGAAUUGGGAGCUGAUGCAUUGCUGGCCUUGGCCUGUGGAGCUAGAAGCCCCUGAACGGCUCCAUUUCUCUCCAUCUCCGGAUUCAAUCACCACUGGCUGUGUGUGCCUCUCUGACUGGUGCCCGCGGCUACAAAGUAUUGUUAUUUUCUCCUAUAUAAGUAAUUCACCUCUGUGUUUGUGUGUGACUUCUUUGCGUUGUACAUUUGUAAAGUCUAGUCCUAGCUCUUGUUUCAAUCACAGACUCAAAUCAAUGAUCACUAAUGUGUAUUCACAUUGUUAUACUGUGCCAUGUAUCAUCAUUUCUUCUUG
Molecule: messenger RNA, 1326 nt
Organism: Geodia barretti
Lineage: Eukaryota; Metazoa; Porifera; Demospongiae; Tetractinellida; Geodiidae
Source: the annotation of a GenBank genome assembly